GUUUGCCUGGUUUUAAGAAAUAUAAAAAUCAAAAUAAAAUUUAAUUUGGUUAUCUUUAGCUAGUACUUUCAAGUUCUUCUCAUGGGUAAGCGAAAGUCGGACUGCUCGGCUCCACCAAAGUGUGGGCCGUGUCUGUCCUGUCCGCCCUGUCCUGGUUGUCCGCCCUGUUCGAGCUGUCCGCCUUGCGCGCCUUGCGACGCAUGUGAUCCUUGUCCACGCUGCGCGCCAGAUUGCUGUGAUCCAAGCAUUUGCUACGCCAUCUUUGAUUUAGAGAGCACAGUUUUCGACACCCGCCAUAUAUACCAACGUGCUUGCCGCGAGGUGGUCGCCAGCUACAAUCGCACUCUCUCCGAUGAGGUGCUCAUUCAGUGCGGGCCCAUGGAGACAGCCGAGAUGGCUGAGCUUAUCUGUCGCAAAUGUAAGCUGCCCGUGCCCUGGGAGAUGUUUCUCGUGUUGGUCAACGAGCACACCUUUCACAUGAUUGCAAAUCCGCCGCUUAUGGCCGGCGUGGAGCGGCUUGUGGCACAUUUGAAAUAUUGCAACAUUGGCUUGGGCUUGGUCAGCUCUUGCAAAAAAGCGCAGCUUUGUCAGAAAAUCCAGGGACGCGAUGCGCUAUUUAAUCAGUUCGAUCACAUUAUCUGCGCUGACGAUCCACUAAUCAAUCAGCCCAAGCCAAGUCCGGACAUCUACCUCAUGGCAAUGAAGCGCUUCUGCUGUAAUCCUUGCGCAGACUGCUUUCUAGUUUUCGAGGGUACUACGAAGGGCGUGCAAGCCGCCCAUGAUGCACAUAUGGAGGUUGUCAUGGUUUCUGAGUCAAGCUUGCCCUGCUGCUGGUCUGAGCAGGCGGCGGCCCGCUUUGAGACACUCUUGGACUUCCAUCCAGAGGUGUAUGGCCUGCCUCCUUUGCCAGCAAACGAGCCGGAGCCCCCUGAUAGCAGCACUUAUUGACAAGUUUGAAAUGUUGCAAAUAAACUCACCAAGUCUACGAGUA
Drosophila busckii is the source of this 991-nucleotide messenger RNA. RefSeq names its product pseudouridine-5'-phosphatase. Lineage: Eukaryota; Metazoa; Arthropoda; Insecta; Diptera; Drosophilidae. Bases 82 to 948 code for a protein of 288 amino acids. The transcript has 2 exons. The record is from RefSeq and is a predicted model, not a curated record. Gene Ontology annotation, molecular function: phosphatase activity.